AUGGCCCAGUCCAUCACAGGCUCUCCAACUCUCCCCGCCCCGGGGGCUCAGGCCCCGCUCCCCGAGUUAUCCCGGUCCCCGCCCCCCGAGUUAUCCCCGACCCCGCCCCGAGGCUCAGGCCCCGCUCCCCGAGUUAUCCCCGACCCCGCCCCGAGGCUCAGGCCCCGCUCCCCGAGUUAUCCCCGACCCCGCCCCGAGGCUCAGGCCCCGCUCCCCGAGUUAUCCCCGACCCCGCCCCGAGGCUCAGGCCCCGCUCCCCGAGUUAUCCCCGACCCCGCCCCGAGGCUCAGGCCCCGCUGCCCGAGUUAUCCCGGUCCCCGCCCCGGGGGCUCAGGCCCCGCUCCCCGAGUUAUCCCCGCCCCGGGGCCACAGCGGUCUGCGCCGGCUUCAGGAAGCGGAAGGGCUGCGGGGAGGCGGGGCGCAGCGGUGCCGACGCCCAGCCGGCGGCUCCACGCGGUGCCAGGCAUGGAGGGCGGAGAGACGGCGGAGCUAGGAGGACCGAUGCUGAACCUGUUGGGAGGACCGACACCGGGUGCCGGAGGUCCGCCGACGGUAGGCCGGAACCUGAGCGCUGGAGGAUCAGCUGGGAUCCUGGGAGGACCGGCCCCGAGUCCAAGCGCGGAGCCCGGCUCCAGGCCAGCGGGACGGUGCGCCAGCCCGGAGCCGUGCACACGGCUCGAUGGCGCGGCCGUGCCCGUGCGGCUGGAAGGGGCAGCGGCGCGCGCGCUCCCGGGGCCGAGCACGAGCUUAGAGGAUGCAGAAAUGACCGCGAGCGCGGAACCGGCGUCAGUGACCGCGGUGCAGCAGAUAACGGCCGUGAAAAGCAAGCUCUCCCUGUCGCGGUGUGAAACGUGUGGGGCUGUGGAAGCAAAAUACAAGUGCCCUCGAUGCACGACCUUCUCCUGCAGUUUACUCUGUGUGAAGAAGCACAAGGCAGAGAGCGGAUGCAGUGGUGUUCGAGAUAAAACAGCAUUCCGGUCCAUCACUGAUUUCACAGAAAUGCAGCUCCUCAGCGAUUACAGGUUUCUGGAAGACGUCGGGAGACUGGCGGACAGCACACAUCGAGACACCUUCGUUAACCGACCAACAUCCACUAGAGCCCUGAACUUCAUGAAGAACCGUGCUCGAAAGUGCGGCGUCAACCUGAGGCUUUUACCCAUUGGCUUCACCAAACGAAGGGAGAAUUCAACGUUUUACCACAAGAAGGACCAGAUGUUCUAUUGGCACGUGAAGCUAGUCUUCCCUCAGAGCUGUGCUACCUACACGGAGAAGAGGGUGGCUGAUAACAAAACAUUGGAAGAGCUUCUGAGCAAGUUCAUUGACCCAUUGGAAUCUGACCCAGUCAUUCGACAGAAGUUGAAAGUUUACGUCCUGGCAACUCUUGACCAAGUGCGCGUCUUUCUGAAGGUGGAGGGCCGGAAGAACAGCUCCGUCAGGUAUCACAGGCUGGAGUCAAGUCAAACACUUGCAGAGAACUUGAGACAGAAGACGGUCAUUGAAUACCCCACACUAUAUGUGGUGUUGAAGGCGAAUUCUUCCGACUACCGGUUACUUGGUGACAGUAACUCGGAUGAAGGUUCUCAGAACAACACGGACUCCUCGUCAGAGGAUGAAAUGGAAGAGGGGGAAGUCAGAUAGGUUCCUGAGUAAAUCUGUACUGGGCCCAGCGCUCUAGCAUUCUUUCUCAAUGCAGAGUUGGGUGGGACCAGCUCCAGUUCUUUGUCUACUGGGACUUUGUUCAUGCCACAUUUGGAAGCAUUAUGUUUUGUAAACGAUCAGAAUAAAUUUGCUGAAGAACCUCAUCACCCUAUUGAAUCACUGUCCAACUUGUCGAGAAUACGGACAGGAAUAUUUCACUGUGGCUGUAGAGCUGAUAAAACAGGUGGGUUGGAUCUGUGA
Mobula hypostoma (lesser devil ray) is the source of this 1899-nucleotide messenger RNA. RefSeq names its product zinc finger HIT-type containing 6 (gene znhit6). The transcript has 11 exons. Bases 1 to 1638 code for a protein of 545 amino acids. The record is from RefSeq and is a predicted model, not a curated record. Gene Ontology annotation, cellular component: nucleus; pre-snoRNP complex. NCBI's taxonomy places the organism in Eukaryota, Metazoa, Chordata, Chondrichthyes, Myliobatiformes, Myliobatidae. Gene Ontology annotation, biological process: snoRNA localization; box C/D snoRNP assembly; maturation of LSU-rRNA from tricistronic rRNA transcript (SSU-rRNA, 5.8S rRNA, LSU-rRNA).